UGUCGCUGGAGUCUCAGUUUGUCUUCUUCUGGAUAAAGACGCAGUUUCACCGUCACUUCAACAAACGGAGAAAAUCACUAUGAAGAUCCUGCUUUUACUGGUUCUGCUGGGAAUACACAGCGCGAGCGCAGGAAUUCACUCUCUGAAGUAUUUCUACACUGGAUCAUCUGAAGUCCCAAACUUCCCACAGUUUAUGGCUGUUGGUUUGGUUGAUGAUGUUCAGAUUGAUCACUAUGACAGCAACACAAAGCAAGAUGUACCCAAACAGGACUGGAUGAGUAAGAACACAGAUCCACAGUACUGGGUGAGAGAGACUGUGAACCGUUUGGGUGAACAGCAGUGGUUCAAAGCCAACAUUGAAAUUGCAAAGAAACGCUUCAACCAAACUGGAGGUGUUCACAUUUUCCAGAAUAUGUAUGGCUGUGACUGGGAUGAUGAGACUGGAGAAGUUAACGGUUAUGAUCAGUAUGGUUAUGAUGGAGAAGACUUCAUAGUAUUGGACCUGAAGACAGAGACAUGGAUCGCUCCAUCAUCACAGGCUGUCAUCACCAAAAACAAAUGGGAUGCUGAUAAAGCUGAUCUUGCUGUUUAUAAAAACUACUUCACCAAGUUGUGUCCUGAGUGGGGGAAGAAGUACGUGGAGUAUGGGAAGAGCUCUCUGCAGAGAACAGAGCUUCCCUCAGUGUCUCUCCUCCAGAAGUCUCCCUCCUCUCCAGUGACCUGCCACGCUACAGGUUUCUACCCAAACAAAGCCUUGUUGUUCUGGAGGAAAGAAGGAGAGGAGCUUCAUGAGGACGUGGACCACGGAGAGACUCUGCCCAACCAUGACGGAACCUUCCAGAUGAGCACUGACCUGCGAGUGUCAUCAAUCCCACCUGAGGACUGGAGGAAGUAUGACUGCGUGUUCCAGCUCUCUGGUGUGAACGAGGACGUUGUCAAAGUACUGGACAAAGACGCCGUCCAAUCCAACAGAGUGAAGCCCAUGGACACGACCAUCAUCAUCAUCGUUGCAGUGGUUGUUCUUAUCGUCAUCAUCUUCGCUGCCGCUGCUUUCUUCUUGUACAGAAGAUUCAGUGCCAAAUCCGCCCCAUCUCCUGCGAGCAGCACUGAGGUGCAGCAGCUGAACACUGAGAGAGAAUAAAUGACAAAUACAUCACCGUUCCUUUGUUCACGGAAAUCUUUGUGUGAUCGUCCAAAACAAAUCCACACAUAGUUCCACUUUCAUAUUCCUGGUGUUGGGUAUCGUCAUGGAAACCAUGAGAAAUAACACAACUCCAAAUACACAUUGACUAUAUAGACUUUCUUUUCAUUCUCUGGUUGUGUAAAAUCACUGGGGACAACAGUGUAAGUCCAUCAGCGUCGUUCAAUCACACAUUUACAACGUGGUAUAGAGACUGUAGAUUAGCUGCAGGUGUCAUUCUGCUUUUAUUUGUGGCACAAUGUUUUGCCUCUUUACUCAACAAGAUAGAAAAUGAUUGGACACAUUUCCACCUGGUUUGUGUUGCAUCUCUAAACUCACUGUUAGUUCCAUUUGCAGAAAAUCUCUUUCUUCACUAUAUACACGAUGCCACAUGUUAAUAAUAAUGAUCACAUAUUCAGUGAUGUAUCGGCUGUAGAUCCAAGACACAAACACACAUUAAACAAAAAGCAUCAGUGCUCAUCUGAUUUUCCACUUAAAUAUUUGGCUUGUAUAUAUCUUUCGAAACUUUAAAUGUUAAAAAAUAAAUAUUAUAUUUUUGAUAAUUAUCAAUAUCAUGUUUAUUGCAGUUAUAAUAUCCUAAUAUAUGUUUUGGUCUGUUGAUUGUAUUUUAAUCAAAUGAGUUAUUACAAAAGGUGUGGGUUUUUUAAAUUGAAUUAGUAUUUGUAUGUGUUUUGGUAAAUUAAUUAAUGUUAAAAUAAGUUGCUCUGUUAUUGCUUUCCUUUUUUUACUUGUAUCUUGCUUUUCAAUAUUCAAUAAAUCCCCUAAUUUUCCAAAUA
Messenger RNA from Solea senegalensis (Senegalese sole), 1977 nucleotides. Its product is annotated as major histocompatibility complex class I-related gene protein-like. The transcript has 8 exons. Lineage: Eukaryota; Metazoa; Chordata; Actinopteri; Pleuronectiformes; Soleidae. The record is from RefSeq and is a predicted model, not a curated record. Gene Ontology annotation, cellular component: external side of plasma membrane. Bases 80 to 1141 code for a protein of 353 amino acids. Gene Ontology annotation, biological process: immune response.